This is a messenger RNA of Protopterus annectens (West African lungfish), 5251 nucleotides long. It is a transcript of the gene ZFAT, whose product is annotated as zinc finger and AT-hook domain containing. Bases 217 to 4038 code for a protein of 1273 amino acids. The record is from RefSeq and is a predicted model, not a curated record. Gene Ontology annotation, biological process: regulation of DNA-templated transcription. The transcript has 16 exons. NCBI's taxonomy places the organism in Eukaryota, Metazoa, Chordata, Ceratodontiformes, Protopteridae. Gene Ontology annotation, molecular function: RNA polymerase II cis-regulatory region sequence-specific DNA binding; DNA-binding transcription factor activity, RNA polymerase II-specific.
CUAUGACGGUACGUUCCCGUUCACCACGAACUGUUAAUGGAGACUGAAACAGCCAUAUUACUGGCAGCAGAUUCGCCAUAAGUCCAACAACAAGAAAAUGCAUUUUUUGACACUUAGCACGCUUUAACACAAUAUUCCCCAAACCACUUGUCGCGAUGGCAUAUCACAAGCAAACGUUUCAUUCCUGGGUGACAUGAAAUUGGAUAUUACAAUAACAUGGAAGGCCCACCUACAGGAUUUGGGGCUAUCUUCAUGUGCAAGCUCUGUAACUUAUUUUCACCAAAUAGAGUUGAGCUGCUAAAGCAUGUUUGUGAGCAGCACACAGAAGAAGGUCUCACUGCUGAGGAGAUAAUUGUUCCACUACGACCACUGUCUGACCCUAUCAGUUCAGGUAGAACUGAAGAAGAAUUAUCAAUUCUGAAGCGGAAGAGAAAAAGAGGGAGGCCUAAAGGUUCAACAAAGAAAUUUUUUGUAGACAAAGUCAUACCAGAUGCCAACAGCAACAGCAAGCAUGAAGAAAAAACAGAAGAACAUGAUGAUGGAUAUGAACAGGGUAUAUGUGAAGUGGUACCUGAUAGCCUGGAAUGCCAAAAAUGUAACAGAACAUUUUCUAACUCAAGGCAACUUAGGAAGCACAUUUGCCUGAUCAUCUUGAGUGAAGAGGGAGAUGCAGAAGGAGAAAAUGGUUCUGAUCAAGAUGAUGAGCUGGAUGGAAAAGCAAGAAAUGAAGCAAAGGAAAGAACUCCUAAGAAACUCCGAGUGCAAAAAACAGAGAAAAUGAUGUCAUCCAAAGAGUCUGAUCGAUUAAAGAAGCCUGUUAUUAGUGUGGUUUUAACAGCACAUGAAGCCAUUCCAGGAGCUACAGUAAUCACACCAGUUGAGGCAGUUCCACAAGAGGAUGAACCAGCAGCAGCAACAACAGCAGCAGAUGCAGCAGAACCUGCAACAGUUGAGCAAGAUGCAGCUAUUCACAAGGGGUACCAUGAGUAUGCCAUUCAGCAAGCACCAUUUGAGCAACCAAUGAAGUCAAGCAGGUUAGGAUCCACUCAGCUGAAAAUUUUCACGUGUCAGUAUUGUAAUAAAAUAUUUAAAUUUAAGCACUCCCUUCAAGCUCAUCUGAGAAUCCAUACCAAUGAAAAACCAUACAAAUGUACUUUGUGCAGUUAUGCCAGCGCUAUCAAGGCUAACCUUAAUGUUCACAUGCGGAAACACACUGGAGAAAAGUUCAGCUGUGAGUACUGUACAUUCACCUGUCUUAGCAAAGGACACCUAAAAGUUCAUAUUGAAAGAGUUCACAACAAAGUUAAACAACACUGCCGUUUUUGCAAGAAAAAGUAUUCGGACAUCAAAAACUUGCUCAAACACAUUCGAGAAACCCAUGAUAUGCAGGACAAGAAAGUGACAGAAGUGUAUAAUGAACUUCGUUUAAUGACAAGAGAAGGUAAACGCCAGCUGCUUUAUGACUGUCAUGUAUGUGAACGUAAGUUUAAAAAUGAACUGGAUCGAGACAGACAUAUGUUUGUCCAUGGAGACAAGAGACCUUUUGCUUGUGAAUUGUGCGGUCAUGGAGCUACCAAGUACCAAGCUUUAGAACUGCAUGUGCGAAAGCAUCCUUUUGUUUAUGUCUGUUUGGUGUGUACAGUGACCUUUGUUAGUUCAGUAAGGCUCAAGAAACACAUAAAAGAGAUGCAUGGAGCCCUGGAAGUGGAAUCUGUUUUUAAUGAUUCCCUUAAUCAAAGUUACUGUCUUCUAGAACUAGGAGAUGACAUUCAGCCAGAAGCACUAGGGGAAGAACGAAUAAAGCUUGUCACAGACAUUACUCUUUUAGACACCGUCAUGAAAACUGAACAGGCACUUUGUAUGACUGAAUUAGCAAAAAACAUUAAUAAUACUUCUCCUGAUCUGAACAAAGAGGGGGAAAAAGUAACUCAGACAGAGCACUUAAAACUUCAGGAACUUUCUUCUUUGCGAGAUGUUGAAAACCAGCCAUCAAAAACAUCUUUCUUGUUAGGUCCAGCAUUAUCAAAAUGUGUGCAGGUAGAUGCCGGACAUGAGGGUAUGUGUGAUGUUUUUGUUCAGACAGCUGAUCCUCCUACAGAUAAGGGUGUGGCUGUUGAUUGGUUGAAGGACAUGUCUUCUAUCUCUGGCCAAACAGAACUUUCAGAAGAAAAUCAGAAUGCACAACAAACUAAUGCAGGGAGUGCAGAAACUACAAGUGUUGCAACAUUCUUGUCCAAAAACAACUCUUUAAGCCAUGAUACCAUGGCUACUGAUUGUCAGCCUGACUCUUUAAUCAAUUCUGUUACUUCUAGUAAUACAGAUUCUACCAAGACUGUAAAUCAAAAAGUAACAUCUGAUAUUCAAGAAACGCAAGAUCAGUGUGCAGUAUCUACUAUGCCAAAUGAUACCCCUCCUAAUUUAUUUUCUAGUAACCAGGAAAGACCAACUGCUUUUAUGCAAAUUUUGCAUAACUUAAAUAAGAGAUGCAUGAAUACCAGUCUUUUUGAAAAGAUCAAGAAAGUUUAUGGAGACCUGGAAUGUGAAUAUUGUGGAAAAUUUUUCUGGUAUCAGAUGCACUAUGAUAUGCACAUUCGGACUCAUACUCGUGAGCAGCUGUAUUACUGCGCUCAGUGCAACUACUCCUCUGUUACAAAGAACUGCUUGAAGAGGCAUCUUAUUCAGAAACAUAGCAACAUUCUGCUCAAGUGCCCAAAUGAAGGCUGUGACUACUGCACUCCAGACAAAUACAAGCUACAAGCUCAUCUGAAGGGUCAUAGUAAGCUGGAUGGCAGAAGCUAUGUAUGUCCUGUGUGUGGGAAAUCAUUUUCAGAAGCACGACUGAUAAAAGCACAUAUCAAGGCAUACCACCCUGAUGUCUCAACAAAUACCAUCUCAGAGGUUUUGGGCAGAAGAGUUCAGCUCAAAGGGUUGAUAGGAAAGCGAGCAGUAAAAUGUCCAUACUGUGAUUGCUAUUUUAUGAAGAAUGGGUCAGACCUACAGCGCCAUAUUUGGGCUCAUGAAGGAAAGAAACCUUUCAAGUGCUCAGUUUGUGAAUAUGCUACCCGCAGUAAAAGCAAUCUGAAAGCACACAUGAACCGUCACUGCACUGAAAAAACCCACCUUUGUGACAUGUGUGGAAAGAAGUUCAAGUCAAAAGGCACACUGAAAAGUCACAAACAGCUGCAUACUGCUGAUGGAAAACAGUUUAAGUGUGCUGUGUGUGACUACACUACAGCCCAGAAGCCACAGCUCCUGCGACAUAUGGAGCAACAUGCUUCCUUCAAGCCAUUCCGCUGUGCACACUGCCAUUAUUCAUGCAACAUAUCUGGCUCUCUGAGAAGACAUUAUAACAGAAAGCAUCCCAAUGAAGAGUUUGUUAAUAUUGGAACAGAACUAGAUAUGGAGGCACUUACCCGGCAAGGUGCUAUAAAAUGCCCAGUCUGCAGCUUUAUUUAUGGUACUAAAUGGGAGUUGAACCGACAUUUGAAACACAAGCACAGAUUAAAGCUGGUGGAAGUUAAUGGAGAAUCAAAGUGGGAGCAAACUGUUGAUACCCCAUUGGCAGAGGCAUCCACACAGUACCUGCAUAUCACAGAAGCUGAUGAAGAUGCUCACGGGACUCAGGCUGCUGUGGCAGCUCUUCAGGAUCUGCGGUACAAUGCAGACAUUGGUGAAAGGCUUGAUUCCACUGCCGUAAACAUUCUUCAACAGAUCAUUGAAGUGGACUCCAAUAACCAUGAUGCGGCUGUUGCCUCUGUAGUUGCUAUGACAGCUGGAACAGUGACUCUGGUAAAGCAGGUGACUGAAGAGGAGCAGUCUACCAAUCGUGCUGUGAUGAUUCAGGAAGCACUGCAGCAUGCAUCUGUGGGGCUCAGUGAAGAGCACCACCUAGUGGUCUCUUCAGAUGAGGUGGAAGGCAUAGAAACAGUGACUGUGUACACACAAGGAGAAGAAGCCUCUGAGUUUAUAGUCUAUGUACAUGAGGCUGUGCAAGAGGAAGAGGAGGAACAGACUGUAGUGCGAGCAGAAGAAACAUAGUUACAGAGACUUAACAUUAUUGGACAAUCAGGAAAAAGAUUUAUGGGAAUAUAUAGACACUAUUAGAAGACUUUUGUGAAUAUAUGUUCUUAAAAAAAAUCAUUUAUAAAUUAUCUUCCAGACAUUUUAUAUUCAUCUGUCUAUGGCAAGCACCAGCACCUUGCUUUAAUUUUAGUGAAUUUUUGUUUUUCUAUGUCUUGAGAUUAUUUAUAUAUAUGUUUUCGGAACAACAUAUACAUGUGUACACACACACACACUCACACACAUAUUUUUCUUAAUACCGAGUAGUCCAGGUAGUAAAUUUUUGUUCAUUACAGUUAUCUAUAAUGUUCAUUUCCACAUAGCAUUACACAGUCUAGAAGCAUACCAGUUUAAGGGAACCAAGUGUACACAAAUGAGAACUCUGCUGAGAAAAGCUCUUACUAGUUAUUUUGGCUCCCAAAAAUCAAGCAUAAUGCUUUAAAGUUGAUUGUUUUAAGGGUAACUACAUGUGGCAUAUUUUCAUGUAUUGCCAUACAUUAAGAUUAUUCUGCUUCACAAAGUUGUUUAAUUUGGGCUCUGAGAACUAUACAGUGUCUUCCUAAGAUGUCUGUGUUAUUUGGCUGUUUUACCAUAUUCUCAUAUUAGUUCCCAAAUAUGUUUACAAAGCAGUAGUUUGAGGACUCAAAUUCUUGGAUGUAGUACACUUAGAAGGUAGUCUUGCUUAUACUGGAAUAUUUUCCAGCUUAUUCUGUUUUUCAGUACAUAAGAGGGUCUGCCAAACAGUAUUCAAGGGUACAUUUGCAAAUCCAUUGUAUGUCAACAGGCAUAUCUAGUCAUUAGCCACACACACUGUAGGAAAGUUAUAUUUGGUUAGGUACCACCAUUUGUAACCCUAAAUCUUGCUGCCUGUGCUCUUUAAAUUUCUCCUUAUCACUGCAGAAUGGAUGCCCUGAUGCAUGCCCAUGGGAUGUCUUGCUUUUUCAGCAUGUGUUGCGUUAGAAAUGGUAAAUGUGACAUCCAAACAAAAAAGCUGCAUUUUUAAGUAUACACUGGUAACUAGGCAACCCCCAAAAUCACUCUUUAAAUUCAGUUCUCUGCAAAGAAAGGCAUUUCAAUUAAGUUUUUCUGCUCAUGCAUGACAUGUUUUAAAAUAAUUACACUGUGGUGGUGGUGCUGCGGUAGCGUUGUCGCCUCACAGUUAGACGUUGCCCGUUCAAUUCUCAGAGCGUCU